Messenger RNA from Physeter macrocephalus (sperm whale), 2026 nucleotides. RefSeq names its product galanin receptor 3 (gene GALR3). Gene Ontology annotation, biological process: neuropeptide signaling pathway; negative regulation of adenylate cyclase activity. Gene Ontology annotation, molecular function: galanin receptor activity. NCBI's taxonomy places the organism in Eukaryota, Metazoa, Chordata, Mammalia, Artiodactyla, Physeteridae. The transcript is spliced from 2 exons. The record is from RefSeq and is a predicted model, not a curated record. Bases 622 to 1758 code for a protein of 378 amino acids. Gene Ontology annotation, cellular component: plasma membrane.
CACUAAACUGGACUAUCCAAUGACUCAGGGAUGUCACUCAUGUUUGGCUGAAUUUGACCUAUGUCCAAAAGUCUUCCUUAGGACUUCCCUGGUGGUCCAGUGGUUAAAACUCCACCCUUCCAGUGCAGGGGGGCGUGGGUUCGAUCCCUGGUCGGGGAACUAAAAUCCCACAUACCGCUCCCACAUACCGCGUUGUGUGGCUAAAAAGAAAAAAAAAAAGCCCUGUAUUUCAGAUCCCCAUUGAAAACAUCAGCUCCUGGGGUUGGAGAUGCCCCUCCCCCCACCCCACUUUGCCUGUGUCUUUACCAGCAUCAUUGGUUGAAGGUGUCUAUCAACUACCUAAUCAGCCCUUCAUGCCCUGGGCUAUGGGGGUGUUCCCUAGGAAACUGAGAAACCCACCUUAGACACCAAUGAGACUCUGUCAGGAGCUUGCACAGUGGGUCCCAGUGAUAACUUUUGUCUCUGUCCCCACCCCCACCCCCAUCCCCCACAAGCUUCCAGCCCACGGGACGUGGCCAGGCCCAGGGUGGGGGACUAGAUCCCCGAGUUGAGUAACCAGAGCUGGGGGCUCCUGCCUGAGGACUCCAGCUUCUCUUCUUCAGGUGCCUGUCUGAUGAGGAGAUGGCUGAUGCCCAGAACGUUUCGCUAGACAGCCCAGGGAGUAUGGGGGCUGUGGCAGUGCCCGUGGUCUUUGCCCUCAUCUUCCUGCUGGGCACAGUGGGCAAUGGGCUGGUGCUGGCAGUGCUGCUGCAGCCCGGCGUGAGUGCCUGGCAGGAGCCGGGCAGCACUACGGAUCUGUUCAUCCUCAACCUGGCAGUGGCCGAUCUCUGCUUCAUCCUGUGCUGCGUGCCUUUCCAGGCCGCCAUCUACACGCUGGAUGCCUGGCUUUUUGGGGCCCUCGUUUGUAAGGCUGUGCACCUGCUCAUCUACCUCACCAUGUACGCCAGCAGCUUCACACUGGCGGCUGUCUUGGUGGACAGGUACCUGGCCGUUCGGCACCCGCUGCGCUCGCGGGCCCUGCGCACGCCGCGCAACGCCCGCGCCGCCGUGGGUCUGGUCUGGCUGCUGGCGGCGCUCUUCUCGGCGCCCUACCUCAGCUACUACGGCACCGUGCGCUACGGCGCGCUCGAGCUCUGCGUGCCCGCCUGGGAGGACGCGCGCCGCCGCGCCCUCGACGUGGCCACCUUCGCCGCCGGCUACCUGCUGCCCGUGGCCGUGGUGAGCCUGGCCUACGGACGCACUCUGCGCUUCCUGUGGGCGGCCGUGGGUCCCGCGGGCGCGGCGGCGGCCGAGGCCCGGCGCAGAGCCACGGGCCGCGCGGGGCGCGCCAUGCUGGCGGUGGCCGCGCUCUACGCCCUCUGCUGGGGCCCGCACCACGCGCUCAUCCUCUGCUUCUGGUACGGCCGCUUCGCCUUCAGCCCGGCCACCUACGCCUGCCGCCUGGCUUCGCACUGCCUCGCCUACGCCAACUCCUGCCUCAACCCACUGGUCUACGCGCUCGCCUCGCGCCACUUCCGCGCGCGCCUCCGCCGCCUGUGGCCCUGCGGCCGCCGCCGCCCCCGCGCCCGCUGCCUCCCGGGCGCCCGCCGCGCCCUCCGUCGCGUCCGCCCGGCGUCCCCAGGCCCUGCCGGCUGCCUCGCGGACGCUAGGCCUCGCGGGCGGCUGCCAACGGGCGGCGGCUGGGGCGGGGAGCCGGGUCGGGAGCCGGCCCGCGGCAGAGAGGCUGGCCGGGCCCUGCCUGCCCGAGGAGCGGAAUAAACCUUGUCUGCCUCCACUCUGCCGGGUGUACGUAUGUCUGUCAUUCCCCUUCCCCCUGCACAGGACGCCCCUAGGGGAUGGGGCCAAAGCCAGGAGCCCUCUGAGGAGGACUGGCUAAGCUGGGGACAGACACUCAGUCCACUGAGUGGACACCCCUGGGCGGUGAAAAUGGUUCAACACAGCCAAGUGCGCGCACUUUUAGCUAGGCAGCCCCAAGACGCUGUCCAUAACCGGUCUGGCAAGAAGGAGGGCAACCCGUCUGCGCAUC